Xyrichtys novacula (pearly razorfish) is the source of this 4723-nucleotide messenger RNA. The record is from the annotation of a GenBank genome assembly. NCBI's taxonomy places the organism in Eukaryota, Metazoa, Chordata, Actinopteri, Labriformes, Labridae.
AUGGAGCGUGAGGAUAAGGCUCAGGAGAGAGCCCAGGCACUGCAUGCUGUUGAACUGGAGAAACUGAGAUACACUGCCAGUUUACGUGAGGUUGAAUUACUUCAGCAGAGGGAAUAGCAACAGUUUGAAUGUUACAAAUUAGAUUUGUUAGAGGAGGGGAAGAUGGUUAAUCCAGCACCAGGUGAUUCUUUCAGUUGAGCUUCUCCCCUCACUCUUAUUUUGCUUCAUAAAUACUAAAGUUGCUGAGUUAGGAGUGUAUGGGUAUUACUGUGAUUAGAUGACUAUGUUGUGACUUCUGUGUUUUGCAGGACUUAACUUCAUUAAGUGGCUCGGAUACCCAUUUAGUCGAGUUUGUGUUUUUUCUCAUCCUGCAAAAUCAACAAUUCCUGUUCUGCCAUGGAUCUUGAAACAAGUACGUGAGUAUCUACAGCAUCUUUAUCAUACAACACUUUUUUUUUUCAAACGUAUCUUAGUCACCUUGUAUUAUCAUGUCUUUAUCUGUUUUUAAAGCUGGAUGUGUCAGGCCGAAGGUAAAUACGAUGAGUAGAAAGUACAGAUGGAAAGGCAAACCGUCUAUUAAAAGGUAUGCAAGUCUGUCUUUUACUGUCUAACUACAAUAGUAUUUGCUAUUUAGUAAACACCUAAUUAACCACUGAAUUAUUGUAGGUACCCCAUGGGUGCAAACUACCAGGCAGGGGCAUACCUAAUCACCAAAGAAGAUGAUGAUGAUUUUCAAGGUUUGUCUCUAGAUAUUAGUGUACAAUCUCAUGGGUGCGGAACAUGCAAAAUUGUUUUAUACCAUUUCUGUGUUUUCUAUUUUUUAAUCUCAAGUGGCAAAGGUGAGCAAGCAGCAGCAGCUAAAGCGCAAAUCAACAAGAAAGACACCACAGGCAUGUAAAAGGUAUGUAUAAUGUGUACAUACUGUGUACACCCAAACCCCGGACGGUACACGGCGAGUUGAAGAGAAGAAGUUGUCACUUGUGCCACCACAAAGCGAUUUCGAUAUUAUUGCCUUUUUUGAAAGUUUUGAUUACGGUGUUCCUGCAGUGGCUAGCAGUCAAUCACAUGUAGUCAGCAUGGUCAACAAUGCUCAGGAUGAUCAAAUUUUAAUCGACGGGGCAGGUGGGGAUUAUUUAAACACAAUACCUGCAUUUACCUGCAGGGUGUUUCAGAAAGUGUUGAUCUCAACAUAGCCAAAUCGGACCUGUCGGAAAUAAAUCGACUUUGUUUAGAGUUGUCUAAAUCGCAGCAUUGUGUGGUAUCGGAUAACUCUGUGGCAGCAGGAUUCAGCAGGAGUGAGCAAGCCACACAGGCCUCAGCAGUGUGUAUUGAGGACUGUGUCAGCACACUACGGGCAAUCAAAAGAGGUUUUUAGGGUCUCAACAACUAUUCAGACUCUGUAAACAAUGGUUUUGAAAAGUUGCAAGAAUCAAAUGACAUCUUAUCAGACUUUGUGAAAGCACAAAACCAGACGCUUGAUUUACAUGCCAAAAACACAAAAAAUUUAGAAUAAGCAAUAGCAAUGCAAUUUGACCCAAUAAUAGUUCAAAUGUAGCACACACACACACACACACACACACACACACACACACACACAUACUACAACGGAACCGCCCCCAAAAAAAAUUCAAACCAGGUGAGGACUUCAGAUGUGUUGCUGACGAUGAUGGUUCUGUUCGGAGACGUCAGUUCUCUUUUAUCAGUGACGCUACCUAUGCGGCGGUGUCAAAUCCUGGUGAUGCAUUUAGUGAGGUAGCGGCGAUAGCCACAGAGAUGACGAAACAACUGUUUCUGCUGAAAAUUUUCGUGUCUCAGUUACCAGAUGGUGGUGGUGAUCGUUCUGUGAGUGUUGACAGAGGACCUUCUGAAACAAAUAAUUUUGUGUUGAAUCCUGAAUUACAUUGUGAAUCAUUAGUGAGCGCUGUCUCCCCACCAGCAUCAGCUCUAGUUGGUGGCGGAAGUGUUGGUGAAUUGUUGGUGAAUGAAUCAAUAGUGAGUGUUGCCUCUCCUGUAGAUCAGGUUGGUGGUGGUAGUGUUAGUGGUGUUGAGGAGUCUGCAGCCUCAUCUUCUAAUACUACAGAUGAUGUUGAUGGGCAUGAGCAUGUUCAUUUCAGAGAGGUACCCACAUUCAAUUCCUUUGAAUUAAGACAAUGCAUUGAAUUGAGAGACAUCAAUCCUGGUAAUGUGGAUCAAAUACCCGUACAGGUAAGGAAUAGUCUGUGCAGCGUGAUUGAUUGUGCUUUGUCGGAUUCACCUCAGGGGAGUGUUUUAAACGUGGUGUUGAGAGGCUUAAAUAAACAGGCAGUUUUACAUGCACACGACGAAUACAGCUCUGAUUUGUUUUUAGAAGAAAUUGCUUAGGCCAUGCAGAGUAAUGACACUUCCAUGACUGAUGACGAGAUAGAGUUUAUAGUCACAGUUGCGAGGGGCAGAAGUGGUGGCGUGCGCGCCCUUGAAAUUGAGUAGUGUUUCAUAUGAUGAAAUCCUGCUUAAAAAGGGCAAGCAUCUGUACAACCCAGUGAAAACAGAAAAUAAUCUUUGUUUCUCUAUAUGUCUAGCCCAUGCUGUCCACCCUGAUAUGUCUGAGAGCGAAAAAGAUCAAUUUGCAAAGCAGUUCUGUAGAGCCGUCGGGUUUGACCCCAUGAACAAGGUGUCAUUUUCAGACAUCACAAAAUUUGAAAAACAAUUGGAUGUAAAAAUAAUAGUCUUUCACCACAGCACAGGACAUAAGCGUCUGGUGAAUUAUCAAACAGUUUGAUUUGGUAAAAAAAUGUUACAGUGCUGCAAUACACAUUAUGCACCUCAAGACCAAUAGGGUAGAAUAUAUUUUGAAAACCCUGGCUGAUCUAAAUGUUCUGUUAUCAACAAUACCCAACACACAAGUCCGUAGUGCCAUAGCAGAUUAUAAAAAGGGUUAGGCGGAUGCUGGGAAAAAAAGAAAACUCUCUGACCCCAAUGCACACAGCUCUCCUGUAGGGAUACUUGGGUCUGCUAACACUUGGUUGGAUUUUUGAUCAAUUUUAUUCUAUUUUGUAACUGUUUUGCUUUUCAUGAAAGUGUCAUUGUUGUAAUUUUUCUGAAUUCUUAAUUUUUUUAAAUUUAUUUGUAUUAUUAUUGUUGUCACUGUUGUUGUUUACUCUGUUAUGGUUGAUUAAACUGAGUGUGCAGAGGCCUGUACUACGAAGCUGGAUUUGGUCUUAGCGAGAUAACUUCUGGAUAACUUCUGGGUUUUCCGUACUACGAAGGUGGAUCUCUUUUUAUCCGGGUCCGUUGCCCCGGUAACUUAUGCGGAACGCCAAACAUAUAUAUAUAUAUAUAUAUAUGUUUAUAUGUUUGAGUCACUGUUGCCUUUCUAUCAGCUCGAACCAGUCUGGCCAUUCUCCUCUGACCUCUGGCAUCAACAAGGCAUUUCUGCCCACAGAACUGCCGCUCACUGGAUAUUUUUUCUUUUUCGGACCAUUCUCUGUAAACCCUAGAGAUGGUUGUGCGUGAAAAUCCCAGUAGAUCAGCAGUUUCUGAAAUACUCAGACACGCCCUUCUGGCACCAACAACCAUGCCACGUUCAAAGUCACUCAAAUCACCUUUCUUCCCCAUACUGAUGCUCGGUUUGAACUGCAGGAGAUUGUCUUGACCAUGUCUACAUGCCUAAAUGCACUAAGUUGCUGCCAUGUGAUUGGCUGAUUAGAAAUUAAGUGUUAACGAGCAGUUGGACAGGUGUACCUAAUAAAGUGGCCGGUGAGAGUGUAUACAUAUAUAUAUAUAUAUAUAUAUAUAUAUAUAUAUAUAUAUUAAGGCUGUCAAAGUUAACGCGUUAUUGUCGCGUUAACUCGAGUGACUUUUAUCGCCACUAAUUUUUUUGACGCACGAUUAACGCAAGCCUUAGCCUGGCUUGACCAAACUAUACACACACUGCGUGGAUAUUCUUGCCGUUGUAGAGGAACAGUUGGUGAGGUGUCCAGGCUAUGUGAGCCUCGGGGCACUCCGUAGUUUCGCGAAUCAGGAAGUAGUGCACUGACUGAUACCGCGGCAGACAUAAACAAAUCCCUGUGAGCAGUAACUAGGAUAUAAUGGAUAAGAACACUAUUUUGAACGGAGAGUUCAGCUACAAAGCCUUGCCAGAUGUCUCUCUGACAGGACAAAAGUCAUGUGUGUUUCCUGCCGAGCUGAAUUUAGUUACCACCAGAGUACGUCCAGUCUCAAAUAUCACUUGUCGGCCAAGCACACAGCUGAUGCAGAGAGCCCCGUGUAUAUAUAUAUACACACACACACACACACAUAUACAUAUAUAUAUAUAUACAUAUACAUACAUACACAUAUAUAUAUAUAUAUAUAUAUAUAUAUAUAUAUAUAUAUAUAUAUAUAUAUAUAUAUAUAUAUAUAGCGUUGCAUUGUCACGUGCUCAUCAGGUGGGGGAGUGUGUUACAUUGUGACGUGUUCAUCAGCGCAGUGUGUGAUUGGCUGGGGUGCGUGCUUAAGAGUUCAGUGUCUUUAAAAGAGAACUGUAAAGCUGCACCAAGAAAUGAGAACCGAGAAACUACGGUGAGUACAAGUUUUCUCCGUGUUGUGUAAGUGCUAUCUAAAUGAAUGAUGUGCUAUUGAUGUCAUGUGUGCAAACAUUGUUUUUUUUAUUUUGCAGAUGGCCUCACCUGUGAAACUGCCAUCUGGUGCUAGUGAGAACCCCGACCCCGAAGUGCGCGAGAUGCCAAGUUUUGUCAGUGAGUAA